AUUUUCCGCACACAGGACCACUGUUGUUGCGUGUGUGGAGGAGAGCACAAACGAGGCAAGAAGCGAGAAGCAAAGCAAGCGACGAUGGAUGGCAGUGUUGGUGUGGGCGGAAGGGGCCCACUGGAUGAGGAAAGGAAAGGGGCAGAGAUGGAUGUGGAUGCUGUGAUGGCUCUCCUCGCUGGAUCGCCAGAGGUUGUGGAGAAGCGCAGGCAGAUUCGCCGGGUCAUCGAAGCAGACGAAGUCAUGAGCGUGGACGACUACUACUUCUGUGAUCGCACUCGCAGGUAUGAGCGGGCGCUUGAAAAGACCGUGCGGUUCGUACAGCUGGUGCGCAUGCACGGGUGGAAGGACCAGGACGCCAUCUAUGCUCGCCGCUGUAUCCGGGAACAGCUGCCUGUCGGGCUCCACUGGGCCAUGUUCAUUCCUUGCAUCAAAGGGCAAGGGACAAAGGAGCAGCAGGCCAAGUGGCUUCCGCUCGCAGAAACCAUGCAGAUUGUCGGCACAUAUGCUCAGACGGAGCUUGGGCACGGCACGUUCCUGCGCGGGCUGGAGACAACGGCAACGUACGACCCGGCUACCGAAUCGUUCAUCCUCAACAGCCCGACGCUGACGUCGACCAAGUGGUGGCCGGGGUCACUCGGCAAGACAGCGACGCACUGCGUGGUGAUGGCGCGACUCAUUACCAAAGGCAGGGACUACGGCACACACGCGUUCAUUGUGCAGAUUCGCGAUCUGGACACGCACCGCCCACUCAAGGGCAUCACCGUGGGUGAUAUUGGACCAAAGUUUGGCUACGACAGCAUGGACAAUGGCUUCCUCCGCUUCGAUUCCGUGGCCAUCCCUCGUGCACACCUCCUCUCCCGCUAUGCAAAGGUUGCUGUGGAUGGCUCUUACUCCAAGCCCCUCAACACCAAACUCAGCUAUGGGACGAUGAUCUUUGUGCGAAGUCACAUGAUCAUGGACGCAGCCCUCCACCUCAAGGCAGCAACAACGAUUGCUGUGCGCUACGGCGCCGUCCGCCGCCAGUCGCUGAUGGACGAGACGGACACGACCGAGUCCAAGAUCCUCGACUACACCGUGCAGCAGGAGACACUGUUUGAGCUGCUUGGUGCGGCGUUUGCAUUCCACUUUGCAGGACGCAUCCUCUCAGACCUCUACCACCGUCUUCAGGCGUCCCUCUCGUCCAACGAUUUGAGUCUGCUGAGCUACACCCACGGCACCACCUCCGGUCUCAAGGCCUACUGCUCAACCAUCACCUCUGAGGGCAUCGAGGCGUGCAGGCGGUGCUGUGGCGGCCACGGCUACAGCAAGUUCAGUGGCCUUCCCGAUCUCUACACAGAUUACGUCCCUGCAUGCACAUACGAGGGCGAGAAUGUCGUCAUGUAUCUGCAGUGUGCGCGCUAUCUCCUGAAGAUGGUCGCCGCCAUCGAGCAGAAGGAUCCCGUGCCCUCUGAUCUGGCCUAUCUUGGUGAUCGCUCACUGGCAGCGGCAGCCCGCAAGCUCACGUCAACACACGGUGUCAAGAAUCUGGACAAUCUUCUCCUCAUUCUUCGCGCAAUCGCCGUCGUCCGCAUCAUGGAGGCGCACGGGGCGCUCAUCUCUGCGCAGCAGCGGUACGCUACGAGCGGGCGCGCCUGGAACGCGUGUGCUCCCGUCCUCAUGAAGGCUGCACAGGCACACUGCAGGAUCAUGGUGUUCAACUAUCUGCUGGAAGGCGUUCGUGCUGCUCACCUCGAUGACAAGACACACGGUGUGCUGGUGUCGCUGACCCGGUUCUACGGCCUUCGUCUCGCUUCCUACGACGUCGUCGAGACAGAUGUGCUCACGCGCCAAGCCAUCGCCAACAUGAAGCAAGCGGCCGAGGAUGAGCGGACUGUGAUCCGACGCAACGCCGUUGCUCUUGUCGAUGCGUUUGAUCUCUCGGACUUUUUCCUCAACUCCGCCCUCGGUCGCGCUGACGGGCGCGUGUACGAGGCGCUCUAUGAAUACGCGCAGAAGGAGCCCAUGAACCAGCACGAGGUGUCGCCCGCUGUUGAGCAGCACCUGCUCCCGCUCAUGCAGACAACGCGUCGCAUCUUUGGCGGACAGAGCAAGCUGUGAUGCGACCCAUGUCUUCAGCAUGAUGACAAUGUUCAACAGGGAUGUGGUGAUGAUUUCGCUUCUGCUGAUGUUUGAUGCAAUUGAGGUUUUGUGUGGUGUGGUUGGAUGUUGAAUGUUGAUGCUCUACCAAUGUACUCUUCACUCCUGCUGUGGCCAUGAUGAAUGAUGAGUGGUGCGUGCAGUUGCUUCUCUGGUCGAUUUCACGCGUGUGCGGCGUUGGCGCUCAUGUAGCAGUGAAUACAGUGUUCAUGCUUUCCA
This is a messenger RNA of Salpingoeca rosetta, 2358 nucleotides long. RefSeq lists its product as uncharacterized. The transcript is spliced from 17 exons. Gene Ontology annotation, cellular component: peroxisome. The record is from RefSeq and is a predicted model, not a curated record. Gene Ontology annotation, biological process: fatty acid beta-oxidation using acyl-CoA oxidase; lipid homeostasis. Gene Ontology annotation, molecular function: acyl-CoA oxidase activity; fatty acid binding; FAD binding. Lineage: Eukaryota; Choanoflagellata; Craspedida; Salpingoecidae. The coding region runs from base 85 to 2100 and encodes 671 amino acids.